CUCUCUCUCUCUUCCCAAACCAAAGGCCACGUACGGCACGCGAAGGAAUUCCAUGGGGUCAAAAAUACUCUCUAGUGGAAUUCGGCUGUCGAGCUUGCCGGAGAGUUACGUGAGACCGAUAUCCGAGAGACCUAAGCUCUCGGAGGUGAGCUACUGUGAAAACGUACCGGUGAUCGACUUAGGAGGCACUGUACACAAAUCCCAAAUAAGCCUACAGAUCGGAGAUGCAUGUCGUUCUUAUGGCUUCUUCCAGGUGAUCAAUCACGGAGUGGGUAUAGAGUUGACGGAGAGAAUGCAAGAGAUGGCGCAAGAGUUCUUCGACCUACCAUUGGAUGAGAAGAUGAAGUACUAUUCUGAUGAUCCAUCAAAGACGAUGAGGCUAUCCACAAGUUUCAAUGUCAAUAAAGAGAAGGUUCACAACUGGAGAGACUACCUUCGACUCCAUUGCUAUCCCCUCCAAGACUACGUCCAUCAGUGGCCUUCUCACCCACCUUCUUUCAAGGAAGUGGUGAGCACAUACUGUGGGGAAGUUCGAGGACUUGGGUUGAGAAUAAUGCAAGAAAUAUCAGAGAGUUUAGGGUUGGAAAGGGAAUAUAUGGAGAAGGUGUUGGGUGAACAAGGGCAGCACAUGGCCAUAAAUUACUACCCACCAUGUCCAGAACCGGAGCUGACAUACGGGUUGCCCGGUCAUACAGACCCGAAUGCAAUUACCAUCCUUCUACAAGACCAACGAGUGGCAGGCCUGCAAGUGUUAAAAGAUGGCAACUGGAUGGCUGUCAAUCCCCACCCAAACGCCUUCGUCAUUAACAUCGGCGAUCAGUUACAGGCACUUAGCAAUGGACGAUACAAGAGUGUAUGGCAUCGAGCCAUUGUGAACUCGGACAAGCCAAGGAUUUCUGUGGCUUCUUUCCUUUGCCCUGCUGAUGAUGCGGUGAUUGAGGCACCAAAAGAAUUGGCGGAGGACGGGUCCCAAGUCCCGGCCUUGUACAGAAACUUUACUUAUGCGGAGUACUACAAUAAGUUUUGGAGCAGGAGCUUGGACCAACAACAACAUUGCCUUGAACUUUUCAACAAUUGAAAUAA
Telopea speciosissima is the source of this 1083-nucleotide messenger RNA. RefSeq names its product protein DOWNY MILDEW RESISTANCE 6-like. The record is from RefSeq and is a predicted model, not a curated record. The coding region runs from base 53 to 1078 and encodes 341 amino acids. NCBI's taxonomy places the organism in Eukaryota, Viridiplantae, Streptophyta, Magnoliopsida, Proteales, Proteaceae. The transcript is spliced from 4 exons.